AUGACAUCACAACAGUUUAUCGAAGGCAAAGCAAAAGCCAGGGCGAACGCGGAAUUGGACCUGAAAAGGUGUGCAAACAGCGCUCUCCGAGUUCUCAUCCGCACUUCAGUUUCUAGAUACCUCAAAGCUAUAUACCUCAAGAAAUCCCGGUUUACACCAGAAUGGUUUUGUGCGAACUACUUCCUGUUAGAGGUACAAAAUCGGUCGUACUUUACACUUGAAGAAGUCAUGCUCAAGCUUAAAAGACAAAAGCAGAAUGGCAAAGUUGAAGAGCUCGAAAAAGCCCUCUUGCGCUACUCACAAGCUGCACAUCGCGAAAUCGUAGCCAGACUCUCUGUCUUGCCACGCGAACUUCGCGACAUGAUAUACGAUGAGCUCUGGGCCUUGGAUGCAUGCAAGGAAACACUCAUCGAUAGGCUUAUUGAUGCAGACGACAGGAAUGAUCAACGUAGAGCGCUCUGGAUUCAACAUUAUGGGAAGUUGGACUACUUUCUCCCAAACUUGGCCAAACAGUGGUUUGGGGGGAGGCAGGUGGCAACAGAGAUGCUGAAGGCUUUUGGGAAAAGAGAUGGGACCGAUAUAACUCAUAACCCGUGCGGGUUUAAUUACGACGAGACUUACCACGUCUCGUGGAAAAGAUUACACGACCUGACCACAGUAAAGACGUUUCACUCCGACGUCACGCUGUACGAGCUCCUGGGAAACAUGGCUCUAGUCAUCGUCUUCGACUGCAUGGACGAGAUCGACGGAAACGAGGGUCUAGAGCGUAUAGGCAUACCAGGAAACUUCAACGCAGAACUUCGCCGCUGCAUCAAUACGCUUUCCUCUCUGCGCAACCAAAAGCCUCGCCCUGUCACCUUCAAAUUCGAGGAUCAAACGAGAGGCGUACCCAGCAACAUCACCCAUCUAUUUCGCUCGCUGAGUGGCCCUUUCCACGAACUCCGGCAGUUGGGAUUCGAUAUCAACAUCAGAUGUCAAACCGACGGCUACUUCCGCUAUGUAUGGGACAUGUCAGGAAGGUACAAUACUCACAGCCCUUACACAGACGAUGUCGAUAAGUGGACUCUGCGAGACUGGAGCCUGAACUUCACGCGAGUGAACGAACAAUUCGAGGAAGCUCACUUGAUGGGCGAGACCUUCGUGUUUAAUCCAAAUGGGCCGCUCCGGGGGAGCUUUCGCAUCAAAAAGCAUGUGUGGGAGGCCAUGCGCAAGGAGCUUUAUCGCGCGUAUCCGGAAAUCGACAGUGUGGUGAAGUGGACGAAGAACGAGAGAGCGAUAACUAAGGUUGGUUCCAACGAGGCAGAUGGAGGAUUCGGCAACGGGAAAUUCUGCUGUUCUUUGGACGAGGAACGCAUCAAGUCUUCUAAUUGA
Molecule: messenger RNA, 1371 nt
Organism: Alternaria hordeiaustralica
Lineage: Eukaryota; Fungi; Ascomycota; Dothideomycetes; Pleosporales; Pleosporaceae
Exons: 2
Coding region: 1-1371 (456 amino acids)
Source: RefSeq, a predicted model, not a curated record